AUGUGAUGACAGUGUGGUAAUUAUUAUGUUUAUUUGCGUAUCCAACUGACCACUGUAAAACUUUGUUUCAAGACCAGAAUUCACAAAAAUUGGUCUUAAUUAUCUAGGUGUUUGAUGCUAAAAUACAAAGCCACAAGCAUUUAAAACUCAUAGUAACUGUUUUAUAUAACCCUUGAGCCAAUUGCCCAUGUGACAACUAGCCCCAGACUCUUCUACAUUUCCAAACAGAAGCAUUGUGUUGUUUCGGUACAGAUACACAUAUAUAAUUCAAAAGCAUUUAUCAAAGCUAUCAGGUUCCACAGAGUUCAGCAGACAACAUGAACACAUUAAAGUGUCCCACGUCUACCAGACACUAGUGACCAGGAAGUCCAGCAUAGUUCGGCAGCACUCGCAGCUAUUUUUAAGCCUGGCAACCACACAAUGUUCAGCUGCAACCUGAUGCUGUGCCAGGUCACAUUGCGAGUGAGGGUUUAAGGCGGUUAGUGUGGUUCUCUCAGGCUUUACCCAUCCAGCAUUACCCAGGCAUGUCUGGGGAAGAGCUUGUACCCUCUGUGGUCUCCUGCAACCUGGAGCUUCCCAACUGUAUGAACUGGAUAAUGAAAAACAAUGAGGAAAACGUAAAAUUGGAGAAAACGGUGGACCGGAUAUUAGAGGGAAGCUCUGGAGAUGAAUCCGAGGAGGUGGAACCUGACCCCCCACCGGUAGCCGUACGAAGAAAGGUGUCAUUUGCAGACGCUUUUGGUCUGGACCUGGUUUCCGUGAAGGAGUAUGACAACCAGGAUUCAUCAGGGCUGGAGGCAAAUAGUAGAGAAGCUGAGGAAUGCUACAUCUCUUGCCUCUUUAAUAUCUCAGUGUUGCACCAGGACAUGGAGGUGAGACUUCAGCAGCAGAAGAUUGAGCUGGAGCGCAUUGAGCUGCUCCCUGGAUCCACCACAAUCCGCGGCAUCAUCCGCGUUCUAAACCUCUGCUUCCACAAAGCCGUCUACGUCCGUGUCACUCUGGACGGCUGGCAGAGCCACUUCGACCUGCUAGCAGAGUACAUGCCUGGGUCCAGUGAUGGCGAGACGGACUGUUUCUCUUUUCACCUCAUGUUGAUGCCUCCAUUCCAGGUCGAAGGGUUGCGGGUGGAGUUUUGUCUGCGGUAUGAAAGUGCUGUUGGAAUCUUCUGGGACAACAAUGGAGGGACAAACUACAUUGUUUUCUGCCACCAAAGACGAAGGAGCGAUCUGAAAGAGAAAGAGAAAGAAAGUGAAAAGGAGAAGUCGAUAGAGGAGAGUAACCAAAAAGGUAUCAGGAGCUGCCUUAAAACAAUCAGUAAAAAGACCUACUCGGAGGCGACACCUGCAGAGGCAAGCGGUAAGAUCUCAGAACAUGUCACACCCAAGGCCGGGCAUACUGAGGAGAACAUAACAGAAAAAGAAGUAGGAAUAAAUUCCUUCAAAUCCCUUAAGGACUGCUGCAAAACUCUGGUGGAUCGUCGUAGGAAACGUCAAGCUGCUCGUUUGGCACACGCGCAGGACUACUUUGCUAAGAAAGCAAUGGAAACCCAGAUGGGAUAUAAUUCCAACACAGAUGAAAGUACCACAUCCAUCCCAAGGCUGAGUAUACCAAGUAGAACCGACUUGCCGGUUGUCCACGGCCGACAAGGAUACGGUAUGGACACACCACCAAUACUAAUGUACCACCAGAUCCCUUUGCUUUCCCUGGAUUGGGGCAGUACAACAGCAAACCCUCCAGAUGCCUACCGUGAAACAAGCCAUCAGGAAGAAGAUCACCAAGCCCUAUCGACCUUUAAGGCCUGGGAAGCUUUUCUUAAUGGCACUGAUACGCAGGACCAAGUAUGUGUCCGUCCAGAGUCAGAAGUUGUAGCUUUAAGGGACAAAGUCGUAGUCCCAACGGAGGACAAAGGAGUUGAGAAAGACCUAAGCAAAGCGUCUGCUGACAGGAAAGCAAUAGAAACUGUAAAAUUUGAUCCUGUAGUAGAGCAAUCAAAGGAUCUGAGCAUGAGUCCUUCUAGAGAUCAGGUUGUGGAUUACCAACUAGUGAAAGAGCCAAGGGUCACUACCCUACCAUGUUCUGCCCAGGGAUCAGAGCCAGAGAGUGCGGUAAGUGAGUUAGAGACCUCUCGUGACCGCCAAGCCCCACAUCAUGAGCACACAAGCCGAUCUUGGAGUCAAGACAUGACUAAAGCAAGCCCUGGGGGCGAAACUCGAACCUCACAUGACACUGAGACUAAGAAUUCAGAAGCCGGAGAUGGAAUCUCACCUGAAGAAUGCAUGGGCAGCUCCGACACCUCAAAGGUUAAAGAAAACACACACAGAGCGGUCAAAGACACCCUGACAUUUACAGCGAUCAGGGACGUGGCGCUCACAAAUAGACAGGCCGAGGGAUGUUCUUCAGAAAGGAAGGAUAUAAAUAAAGAUGCCAGUGAGGAGCAGGUGGAAAUGAGGGAAGAACUACAUGAAGAGGAAACGGAAAGCAGUAGAAAAGGAAAAGAUAAGACAACUACAGAUCACAGCACAGAAAUACAGAACGUUUCAUCGUGCGAGAGGGAAGCAUUUAAUGAGAACGAAUUAUGCACGUCGAACAAGAUUUUAAACAAAGACGGUUCAGAGCUACUGAAAAUCGAAAAGAGGCGUUUUGAGGCAAACAAAGGACUUCAAAUGAAGGAGCGACUGAAUGAGACGACUAUAGAACCUGCUAGUGCUGAAGAGCUUGUAGAGGACUCCCAAGCAGUGGAUGACAAUUGUACAGAUGGAGAAGAGAAAGAGUUUGAGAGUCAUGCUACCAAAUUUGUACCCACCCACUUACCUACCUAUCCAACAGUUAGCAUUUUCUCAUCCAGGCACCUCCUUCAGACAACAUCUGCAAAGGAAAGAGAGGUCACUUUUGCAGAGGAGGACUUUGAGCUUGGGAAGACCCUCAGAAACGUUCAAGAACCCCAGCGACUGGAUGGAGAGGAUGAACUCUCCACGCCGUUACCCAGCAUUCACCUGUCCUGGGUGGACGGCAACAGCAGUAGGCUGUUAUCAUGGUGGAGGGAGCUCUGCUCGCUGGGUCACAUGGCCAAGGCUCUUGUGUAUGCUGUUCUGUUUGUGAUCUUCAUAACGGCGUAUCUCUACGACCUGCCGACCUGCAUGGCCCUCUAUCUGUUUUCUCUGUGCUGGUGGUGCAGCCAGGGCAUGAAGCAGCGGGCCUGUCGAUGUGGACUGAGACCAGACAGGAAGCUCUUGAAAGUUUCUGAAGAAGUUCUUGUCAAAUUAUGUGACUCUGAAAUGAAAAGUGACACAAAGUGAUUCUACGGGCCCAAAAUCACUUGACAAAAUGAGAUUUAGGUGGCAUUUUUCUUUCUUUCUUUCUCCUCACUUGUGUUCCCGUUAAAAGUCCAGUUUGAGACAGAAGUCUUUUAAUAUAAUCCUAAAUUCAAACUGCUAGAAUAAUGGAAAUGUGCUAAUCCAGUUUUGUGAUAUAAUUAAAUGACAGAAACACUCUUAUAAUGUCAAAGAAAACAACACAAAUAUAUUUCGAUGAAAUACAAAAACUCCUUAAAAGAAGAUAAAAUUACUAAACAAGCAACAGUGCAUAAGAUAUGAAGACUUAUUCUGAUUUUCAUUUAGUGCAUCCUGUAAAAGUGUAAAAGAAAAACAAAAUCAGACAAAAUACACUGAUAUUAAAGACACAGUCUCUUAAUAUCACAUACAUUGUUGCUUCUUAAGUAAAUUUAUCUUUAUUUAGAUAUUUAAAUUGGAAAAUUACAGAAAAUCUGUUGUAUGAUUAUGUGAUUGUUGUGCUGUGUGUCGCCCAAUGUCAAAUUAUAAGAAACUUAACAUAUUGUAACAUAUUGUUUUCUCCUGUUUUUGGUUUAGUAGGGGAGAGAGGGACGUUCCCUGUUCAUUUAUUUGUGUCUUUUAGGAAGGUAAGUUCGAUUUUCCUUAACCAUAGAAAGAGUUGAUUGUUUUUGUUGUUGUUGUUUUGGCUCAUCCCCCUCCUGAGACUAUAUGACUAUUUCUGUUUCCUUUUUGUUUCUUACUUAAACUAAAAGCUUUAAAUUUUAAUUUACCAAAUUAAAUGUCUUGGUUGUAAUGCUGGAGCUCGAGAUUGGAAGACCUCCUUGUCUCUCUCAAAUUAUUUAACAUUGUCAGGUGUUCCUAAUACCCCUAGACUGGGGGGCGACGUAACAAUACAAAAGCAUUUCAUCAUGAGCCUUUGUAUCAAAAAGUGUCAUGAGGAUCAGUAUUCAGUCCCAAACUUUUGACUGGUACUGUACCUUUAUGUAAUGUUUCACAGGGUUCAUACAAAGGCAUAUUGAAUGCACUAUGUAGCCUGUGAGGACACAGCUGCAUUUCAUGUCUCUUUGGGGAUGUGUGUGACGGACGUGACAUUUCCUGCAAAUCCCACCAUGUCUCUGUCCCCAAAAGAGAGAGGGAGAGAUACAGAGGCUGGAGAAAGAACAGGGCUUCUCGACCCUCUGAUCUGUGAAUAUAACUCUAUGAAAUUCAAAAUUUCCCUCAUUUACUCAGCCUCAUGUCUGCAGGAACACACAAUGAGUUUUCAUGCUCUUCUCCAUGCAGUUACAAAGAAUCUUUAAGGCGCCAUUAAAAAUUCAUAAAGUAUCAUAAAAGUAGUCUAUAUGUGAAUACGGUGCAAUCUAUAAUGAGCCUAAUUUACAUAAAAACAUUGUGUGUUUGGGCUCAAAAGAAUGCAUGAUUUUUACACCUUGUUGAACUGGAUUAUGGGUGUUUAGUAAAGGUGCAUUAUUUUGAGCUGAAAUACAACACUGUUUAUUGAAUUUGCCAGUGUGUUGGUCUUUGUAUAAGCUUGUUUUAAUUUCGGACAAAUGCAGAUCGCUGUUUAUAUGUGAGUGUGAUAGAUAUGUUCUCUGUGAGUGUGUGUGUGUGUGUGUGUGUGUGUGUGUGUGUGUGUGUGUGUGUGUGUGUGUGUGUGUGUGUGUGUGUGUGUGUGUGUGUGUGUGUGUGUGUGUGUGUGUGUGUGUUUCUGCAGUCAUAUGAUCCAGUCUACUAUGACUCUGACCUUUCGGUGUCUGGCUGCUGACCUCACUCGAGCUCUUUACUGUUAUCAAUACCUCUAUUCACAGCAACAUUUACUAAUAUUAAGAGCACUAAAAUCCCCAAAAGGAGGAAGCUAAGAAUUAUAUUUUUAUUUAUUCACACAUAAGGCAUAAGGCUGGAUAAGGCUUAGUUUAUAUUGCUAAAAGAAUUAUACUGUAUUACCAUCUAACGACAUUCAAAGGGCAACUAAACUUCUCAAAUGUGUUUUUAAACUUGUCUGUAGCAAAUAAUAUACAUUUAUGUACUGUCCUUCUAUGCAAUUUCAUGUAUUUACAUUGCAUACAGUGUUUAAGUGUUUGCAGACGAUCCAGGCAUUCACACAUGGUAUUUUGUGUCUGCAGUAGAAAAAAAAUAAAAUGAAAGUGAAAUAAACUGACCACUAAAU
This is a messenger RNA of Cyprinus carpio (common carp), 5454 nucleotides long. RefSeq lists its product as uncharacterized. The record is from RefSeq and is a predicted model, not a curated record. Gene Ontology annotation, cellular component: protein phosphatase type 1 complex. Gene Ontology annotation, biological process: regulation of glycogen biosynthetic process. Gene Ontology annotation, molecular function: glycogen binding; protein phosphatase 1 binding. NCBI's taxonomy places the organism in Eukaryota, Metazoa, Chordata, Actinopteri, Cypriniformes, Cyprinidae.